Salvia splendens (bonfire salvia) is the source of this 951-nucleotide messenger RNA. RefSeq names its product clathrin coat assembly protein AP180-like. Gene Ontology annotation, biological process: vesicle budding from membrane; clathrin coat assembly; clathrin-dependent endocytosis. Gene Ontology annotation, cellular component: clathrin-coated pit; clathrin-coated vesicle. Bases 1 to 951 code for a protein of 316 amino acids. NCBI's taxonomy places the organism in Eukaryota, Viridiplantae, Streptophyta, Magnoliopsida, Lamiales, Lamiaceae. Gene Ontology annotation, molecular function: clathrin heavy chain binding; SNARE binding; 1-phosphatidylinositol binding. The transcript has 4 exons. The record is from RefSeq and is a predicted model, not a curated record.
AUGGACUUAGACCUCAAGUACUCAUAUCAUUUUCUCUGUCUUUCUGCAUUACCAUCCAUUUUGGUCUCAAACACUACCUCCCCCUCCCUUGAAGUUGCUGUGCUCAAGGCCACCACCCACGAUGACGACCCCGUUGACUAUAGGGUCGUCCACGAGGUCCUCCUCCUCCUCUCCUCCAACAAGUUCCACGCCACGGCCUGUGCCCGUGCCAUCGCCAAGCGCAUAGGCCGCACGCGGAACUGGAUGGUGGCCCUCAAGUCGUUGAUGCUCGUCUUCCGGAUCUUCCAGGACGGCGACCCCUACUUCCCCCAGGAGGUCAUCCACGCCAUGAGACGCGGUGCCAAGAUCCUCAACCUCGCCUCCUUCCGAGACAAGUCGAGCUACACUAGCCGCUGGGACUUCACGUCCUUCGUCCGAACCUUCGCCCUCUACCUAAACGAGCGCCUCGAGUGCUUCCUCACGGGCAAACUCCAACUAAUGAGGCACGCCAAGAUAGGUCCAGGCAAGGACAGUAGGCGGCCUAGCGAGCCGGUUUUAGAUAUGAAACCGGCUAUGAUACUCGAUCGAAUCGCGUCCUGGCAGCGGUUGCUCGACCGGGCCAUUGCUACUCGGCCGACCGGUGAGGCCCGGGUCAAUCGGUUGGUCCAAAUGUGCUUAUACGACGUCGUUUUAGAGAGCUUCGGUCUUUACAAAGACAUCUCCAAAUUACAAUUCCAAAAGUGUGUGAAUGCAUACCACGCUUGCGCCAAAGCUGCAAAGCAAUUCAAAGAGCUAAACAACUUCUACAAUUUGUGCAAAAGCAUAGGAGUUGGGUGCGAUUUCGAGUAUCCAAGCGUUCAAUCAAUCUCGGAAGAUCGAAUUAAGGCUUUGCAAGAAUUCUUGAAUGAACAAUCUAUUUCUGUCUCACCCAAUCACAAGCCUACUAAAGAUAACAAUCUACCCUAUUUAUAA